Trypanosoma cruzi is the source of this 1233-nucleotide messenger RNA. Its product is annotated as eukaryotic translation initiation factor 4E, putative. The coding region runs from base 1 to 1233 and encodes 410 amino acids. NCBI's taxonomy places the organism in Eukaryota, Euglenozoa, Kinetoplastea, Trypanosomatida, Trypanosomatidae. Gene Ontology annotation, biological process: translational initiation. Gene Ontology annotation, molecular function: RNA 7-methylguanosine cap binding; translation initiation factor activity. Gene Ontology annotation, cellular component: eukaryotic translation initiation factor 4F complex. The transcript has a single exon. The record is from RefSeq and is a predicted model, not a curated record.
AUGAGCUCCGUUCUGAAGGCGGACGUGAAGGAGUACAUUCCUUCAUGGGCUAACAAGCGGUCCUCUGGCGUGAACCCCGCCGCUACGUCGACAAACAAGAAUGGAUUUGCGACAUCCGUACCAACAAGCAACGUUAUGACGACGCAUAGUGGCUGCACCGGGAUCAACGCUCAAAAUUUCACUUCUUCCCCACGUGCGGCGGCUGGCUUGCCCUUGUGCAGCCCAACGACAGCGCUUCGUCUUCCAACUCGUAUGAGUCCCAUGCACGCACCCUUUCCUUCUGUGUCAAUCUCCAUGAAUCCAAACGCAACUGACUUUGUUCCACAUCUGACUGGUGCUAAUUCGCUGGCUCCCCUGCCGACGUCGACAGCUGAUCUUGCGGAGGAAAAGGAACGGCAACAGAAGCAAGAGAGCCAUUUAUCAUCCAGCAUGAAAUGGACGACCACAUCGACGAGGAAAAACAUCACACAGCCAGCUUUGCCACUGGCAGUGAAGGCCAAUUUUACACCGACUUUUGCCCCGAUUUAUGUUGAGAAAACGGAGGAAGAGAUUUUAGAGAUUAGCAAACGCAGUUCACUUAAAGUUGGGGCGGCGGCUUUUGUGCCACGCCGUACGCUGAACCGCGUGAUGAUCGCCAAGCCAUCUCCGUUCUCUCUCACGCCAGCGACGGGCGAAAUGACACUAGGUGAUUUGUGGUGUCUCUUCUACCUGCCUGCUGGGCUUGGCGAGUGCAUUCGGGAAAACACAUACGAUCCAACGCUUGUGUUUCGCGUGGAUUCUGUUGCGACCUUCUGGAAGGUGUUCAAUAAUAUUCCUCAGCCGACAGAAAUGAAGAUCGGCACGUUGUACUUUUUUCGUGACGGGAUCAAUCCAAAGUGGGAAGACCCUGGCAAUCGAGACGGUGGCAUCCUGAAGAUGAAAUUAGAUUCCCAUUGCAUCAAUGAUGCGUGGGUGUAUUUGUUGUGCCGCACCAUUGGGGAGUCGUGGUCGAAGUCUGUGCGUGAUACCGUCAACGGCGUGGCCCUCAAAGCACGCGAGCGCGCGUACCUGCUCGAGGUGUGGGUCACGGAACAAAGCGCUGAGCUCAUGAUGGAUAUCAGCGAAUUGCUGCGGCCUCUACUGGGCGAUGUUUUCUCUGUGUUUUAUGCGCCACACUCCGUGACGCAGGAACGUGCCGCCGCCGCUGCUCUCGCCGAGAAGAAAAGGAGCCGAAACAACCGACGCCGCUGGUAA